This is a messenger RNA of Synchiropus splendidus (mandarinfish), 3053 nucleotides long. RefSeq names its product semaphorin-4A-like. NCBI's taxonomy places the organism in Eukaryota, Metazoa, Chordata, Actinopteri, Syngnathiformes, Callionymidae. Bases 53 to 2194 code for a protein of 713 amino acids. The record is from RefSeq and is a predicted model, not a curated record. Gene Ontology annotation, molecular function: semaphorin receptor binding; chemorepellent activity. The transcript has 13 exons. Gene Ontology annotation, biological process: neural crest cell migration; negative chemotaxis; semaphorin-plexin signaling pathway.
UUUGAAGAGGAAGUGCUUCAGAGUUUCCUUUCAGUCUCUGAAGACGCUCAUCAUGUCUCCAUCGCUGCUCCUGCUGCUCCUGCUGGCUUCCUCGCUCUGUCCUGUCUCCAGUGGCCGCUCCACCAUGCGCCGCCUGGUCUCCUUUCAUCAUCCAGACCUUCACCAUGUGGCCGCGCUGCUGCUGAGCAACGACAGCUCCACUCUAUACGUAGGAGCUCAGGACUUCGUCUUCUCGCUGGACGUCAGUGCCGGGGACAGCAUCACUCUGAAGGGCAAGGAGGAGUGGAGGCCCACGGAGAGGCAGGUCCGAGAGUGCAGCCAGAAGGCAAAGAACGCCACGGUAACACACACACACUCUGACGCCUGGAGUUGCGGUCCUCACUGCCACGUGUCCCAUGUGAAGGUGGACUGUCCAAACCUGGUCGGGGUGCUGCUGCAGAUCAACGCCACUCACCUGUACGCCUGUGGUAGCCACGCCUACAGUCCCGAGGAGGUCUACAUCGACAUGGACUCGUUCUCUCGGAGCCCGGGAGCAAGUGGGAAGCUUCGCUGCCCGUUCAACCCCUUCGAGAGGAGCACGGCCAUCGCCGUCGGGGGCGAGCUGUUCACCGCCACGACCGCCGACUUCCGAGGACAGAACCCUCACGUCGCUCGCUUCUUCACUGAAGGAGGACGCACAGACGUCUCACUGGAGGCGUCCAGCAGCCUGCUGGAUGAGCCGACUUUCAUCAGCUCGACGCUGGACGCGGCUGAGCGGAAGCUCUACUUCUUCUUCAGCGAAGUGGGGAAGGAGUACACGUUUGAAGAGAAGAUCCGGAUUCCUCGUGUGGCUCGAGUCUGCAAGGACGAUGUGGGAGGCCAGAGGACGCUGCAGAGGAAGUGGACCAGCUUCGCCAAAUCCUCGCUGCUCUGCCCUUCUCAGAAGGGUCUCUUCAGCCAGCUGCAGGACGUGUUUAUACUGCAGCCAGCAGCGGGCGCUGACGCCGGCAACACGCUGUUCUACAGCGUCUUCACAUCAGAAUGGUCGGCCGCCGUGUGCGUCUUCAGCCUGCAGAAGCUGAGGACGGUGUUCAGCAGCUACAGGACCUUAGACAAGAAGACGUCCCGCUGGACUCAACUGGCGGGACACCCGAACCUGGGCCAGUGUGGGCUGGACGCAGCAUCAGACUCCGUGCUGGAGGUGGUGAAGCGCAGCUACCUGACCAGCGGUGCUAUCAGACCCGAGGGCGGGGCCCCGGUUCUGAUGUCGACGGAGCAAUACAGACGCGUGGUCGCCAUGACGACACAAGGCGUGAGCGGCAGAGAGUACAGGGUUCUUUUCCUCCUGACAGAGUCCGGGCUCCUCCAUAAGGUGGUUCUGUUCCAAGAUGGAGCCCAUGUCGUCGAGGAGAUCCGGGUUUUCACUGGACCACAGCUUUUUUACAACUUACUGCUGUCGGGGUCAAAGGACGUGGUCUACGUGGGCACAUCUGACGGGGUGACCGCCGUCCCCGUGGUGGACUGCUCCGUCCACACAUCCUGCUUGCAGUGUGUUCUGACCCGAGACCCUCAGUGUGGCUGGAGCCGGGGCAGGAGGGAGUGCAGCGUCCUGGACUCCAGUGAAGACAUUGUUCAGGUUCUGGAGGACGGCAGCGUGGAGGAGGCGUGUCGGGACCAGACGGGCCCAGUGACGGAGGUCAGAGUUCACCUGAAGGACCCGGUCACGCUUCCCUGUCAGAAGCCCAGACUUGCUGCCGUCACCUGGACUCACUCGCGGUUCUCUGUGCUCCCGGAGACACUUUAUGUCCAGUCUGCAGGCGACCUGAGGUUCUUCGCCUCACCCAAGACCAUGGGCUUGUACCACUGCCACGCUCAGGUCCACGGCUCCCGGCUGCUCGUGUCCAGCUACAACGUCCUGCAGGUGGCGCCCCCUCGCUCUCACUCACCUCCCCUGAAUGACAAUGGUGGGGAGGAAGCAGUCGACCUGUCGUGGGUCACCAGCCUCCCACUCAGCACUGACUCCCCAGUGAAGCAGCAGGGGGCGCUGUGCGAGCAGGGAGGCUCUCAGACCAGCCUGGUGGUGGUGUCGCUGCUGCUGGUGGUGUGUGUGUGCCUCCUCAUGGCGGCCGUGCUGUACACGUGGUGCCGCAGGAGUCAGAGGCUCGAGUGGAGCAAGGGCCAGCAGGAUAGCCCGGCGGAAGUGAUGGUGGACUGAGGUGCGGUCCUCAUGCAAGUCUCUUCCAUCACCACCCAGGUUGACCCUUCAGAAGCGGCCCGGACUCUGUUUCCGCUUGCCUCAGUGUUUUCAAACCCUUUCGGUUUCACUUGUUUAUCGGACCUCUUCAUCUGCAGGACGCCAAGCGGGUCGGCUCUGAUGUUUUUGGUCACAUGACUGAGUGAUAAAGCUGUGAAUGUGAUGACAUAAGUGAUACUUUUCUAGCGUCUCUAUGCUGCCCCCUGCUGUACACACAAUGACGGCUUCGUUAUUAAACGUUGGAGUUUGAGCUUUUGUUUGCUUCUUCAUUUCCUCCCCUUCUCUUCCUCUCCCUUUCCUUCUUCUGGCUUCCCUUUCUUCUCUCUCCUGUUAUCCAUUUUCAUCCAUUCUUUUGAGACCACCUAUUUUCUCAUCUCCUCCCUCUCUUCCUGUUCCUCUCCUUUCCCUCCUCCCCCUCAGCUCCUCCCUCUCUCCUCUUCAUCUUCACCCUCAUUGAUUCCCAUCCUCAGCUGGACUCAGUUGCAUCGGAACCGGACCGGACUGCUGCUCGGGUGUGAGUUGUCUCUCUCUUUAUUUCAUUCAACACUGGACCAACUGCUCUGGUUCCGGACCAACUGGAUCAGAACCCACUGGGAAACUGAGAACAGAAUAAACUGUUUCUGAUUCAAAAAUUUUGUUCAGAACCAGCUCUGGUCCAAAGGACCAGGCCGAUACCAGCGAGUGAUGGCUUGUGUUUUCUCUUGCAGACCCUCCUGGACCAUGGUGCGUGAGUGAGUGAGCACUUGUGUGUUUUUGCUUAUGUUUAUAGCUUCUCCUGUGUGUUUGUGUUUCCACCAGCGAGAAGAUCUGAAGACCUUUG